AUGGUCGGCGGUCCGCCGUUGGCUUUGGCCCUAUUGGCCAUAUUAGCGACGCUAUGUCAAUCAAAAAUACAUGUAAGUUCUACUACAAGCCUUAUAUUUGGGAUUAGGUACUCUGUAAAUGAGAUUGAAACUUUUUGCCUAUCAAUAAAACGAAUAUGCUUUAUGUUUUAAUGACAUUAAAUCAUCGCUUUCCGAAAUAAUUUUAUUACGCAAAACAUGCUAAUAAAAGCCAUUCCAGUCAGUGUCAGCGUCAAUUGACAAGAAAGAAAAUGUCCAUCACAACUUUAUUCCCAUGGUUGCAUUCAAAUGCGGCUACAGGAACAAGUACCUCAACGAGAGCGGAGAAUGGCAAUCUGACCCAUCCAGUGUUGCCACUUGCCUGCAAGGCAAAUUGGACAUCUUAAAAUACUGUAAACGAGUGAGUAUUGCAUCAGAAAUUUCUCAAUAUUUACCUACUGCUUAGUAAUGGUUUGUUUGCAGGUGUAUCCGGACAAAAAGAUCACAAAUAUUGUGGAGUACGGACACAUCUCGCAGAUCCCACGCUGGUGCGACGAAGACACCGGAAGGCAUUGUCAGAAGAGCUUCUACAUCCGGCCUUAUCGGUGUUUGGGUAGGUUCCAUGACAUCCUUAUAUUACCAUAACAAUUUCGCUGUCUUUUUUUUUGUUUUGUGUCUAAUUUUUUGUUUGAAACGUAAUUUUUGCAAUUUGUAGAAGGCGAGUUCACUGCUGACAGUCUUCAAGUUCCCAGCCGCUGCAAGUUUGGCCAUGUUUCUGGCCGUGAAACUUGCGAAGAUUUCCGCCAAUGGCGACAAAAGGGCGAGAAACAAUGCGAAACCUCGGUUGAUGAGAAGACCGACAAGCCCAUGAAACUCCAUUCUUUCGGCCUUCUGGAGCCAUGUGGUCUCAGCCUUUUCCGUGGAGUUGAAUAUGUUUGCUGUCCCAAGGACGUUGAAGACAAAUACGUCGAAUCUCACAUUGAAGAAGACAUCCAAUCCUACAACUUGGAUGACGAUGAAGAAGAUGAGGACGACGACGAUGACGAUGAUGAAGAUGAUGAGGAAACCAGCAACUCCGAAACCAAGGACGUCGACGGACAGGAUCCCUACUACAAUGAGGAUCCCGAAGCCGACGAACACGAGCGUUAUAAGGACGCUCAGGAACGACUUGAAAAGAAACACCGCGGCAAGGUGACCAAGGUGAUUAAUGAGUGGAGCCAGCUGUUCGAGCGGUACAAUACGAUGAAGGAGAAGGAUCCAAACCAGGCCGAAAAGUUCAAGGACGAAAUGACCAACAAGUUCAGAAAGACGGUUGCUGCUUUGGAGAAUGAGAACAAGGAUCAGCGAAGACAAUUGGAGCAAGUUCACGACGAGAGAGUCCAGAACACUCUGAAUGAGAGGAAGAGAAAGGCUACGCAUGACUAUCGCAUGGCCCUGGCAUUGCAAGUCGGUCACAAGAAUAAGAAACAGGUCCUCAAAACGCUUAAAGAUUACAUCCGAGCUGAAGAGAAAGACCGCGCUUACAUGCUCCAUCGUUAUCGUCACCUUCUCCGCUCCAACUCUGAAAGCGCGCAAGCUUACGAACCAAUGCUUCUCCAUCGUCUUCGCUACAUUGAUCUCCGCAUCAAUGGAACUUUGGCCAUGCUCAGAGACUUCCCAGAUCUGGAGCGACAACUCCGCCCAAUUGCGGAGGAAUUCUGGAGAGAAUACCGAAAGGAGAACACUCCAGAUGCCGAGGAACACAAGAUUGUCGACUCGCCAGCGGCUGACGCUAAUGAGAAAUUGAUCAAAUUCUAUAAGGAAACUUAUGACAAGAGCGGAAAGGUCAAGGUAUCCAGUGUUUUGGACUCGGUUAUGAAGGAGAACGAGCACAAGCCUGAACAUAAGACCAAGUUCAUCUCGUUGGACGAGAUUCUUGCUUCUGACAAGAGGAAGGAAAAGAAAGAAGAGGUCAAGAAGUUGACCAAGGAAAAGGAUGCCGACUUUGACUCGGAUGAAGAUCAAUUUGAGGAAGACGAUGAGGCUGAAAGUGAAGCCAAGAGUAAGGUUAAGUCUGAUGAAUUUGAAAUCAUCAAAGAGCCUAUUGUUCAAGAGAAGCCCAAGGAGAAGACCGAGGUUGCUAAGAAGUUGGAUGACUCCGAUGAGAAUGGUGAUGAUGAAGACGAGGAAGAUGAGGAUGACGAGAACGACAUCAACGAGGAAGAGAGUCAUAUUGUUGUAAACAAUGAGGAUCUCUAUGUGAGGAAAGAAGUUGGACCUUCUUUCAUUAAGCUGGAUCAGCUGAUGGUUGAUUACGUAAGUUUAGAAUUUUUUUUAGGGUUAAACUGUCAAAAAACAACAAUUUUUCGAUCCUGGAUAUAAAGAUGGGAAUUAAAGUUCUUGACUUUCUUUUUUACUUUUGUGUCGAUAGAAAUAAAUCAACUCAAAGCGCCAAGUAAAUAUGAAUUUACCUCUUCCUUUUCAGUCCCAUCAACCUCUCGAGCAAUCGACCAGUUGGACCACCCCCACCACUCUCAUCGUCCUCGCCACCGUCGUGAUGUGCGCCUUAGGCAUUGUGGGCAUUGUCCUCAAGCACAGGCCGUCCCGUCAAGGCUUCGUCGAAGUGGAUGUCUGCAAUCCCGACGAUGCGCACGCGGCGAAAAUGCAGAUCAACGGCUACGAGAAUCCCACCUACAACUUCUACGAUCAAAAACCUUGA
Molecule: messenger RNA, 2695 nt
Organism: Bursaphelenchus xylophilus (pine wood nematode)
Lineage: Eukaryota; Metazoa; Nematoda; Chromadorea; Rhabditida; Aphelenchoididae
Source: the annotation of a GenBank genome assembly